UCGCCGAGCGGUUGAUGUGCGAGCGCCAGGGCGCCGGGCGCCUGCGCAGAGCGUGGUGCUGCCCCAUGGCCAGCUUCAGGGGGCGGUAAGCCGGCGGUGAGGCGGCAGUGAGCCGAUGGAGCGGGAAAGCGGUUUGGAGGCUGGGCCCGAGGCGGAGCGGGAGGAGGGAGGACCCCAGGCGAAGAAGCGACGAAUUCUGUGCAUGGAGUUUGCCUCGGUCGCGAGUUGCGACGCCGCCGUGGCUCAGUGCUACCUGGCCGAGAACGACUGGGAGAUGGAAAGAGCGCUGAACUCCUACUUCGAGCCGGCGGUGGAGGAGAACGCCUUGGAAAGCCGCCCUGAGCCCCUCUCCGAGCCCCUCUCCGAGCCCCUCUCCGAGCCCCUCUCCGAGCCCGAGUCCUGUGUUGACCUCACCAAGGAAGAAACGAGAGAUUCCAUUAGUUCUAAAACCAGCACAUCUGAAGAUGUUCAGCAGGAAGAUGGCAGCGUGUUCUCUUUCAUCACCUGGAAUAUUGAUGGAUUGGACUUAAACAAUCUGCUAGAGCGGGCUCGAGGGGUGUGUUCCUAUUUAACUUCGUACAACCCAGAUGUGGUAUUUCUACAGGAAGUUAUUCCCCCAUAUUAUGCCUACCUAAAGAAGAAAGCAAGUAGUUAUGAGAUUAUUACAGGUCAUGAAGAAGGAUAUUUCACAGCUGUAAUGUUGAAGAAAUCAAGAGUGAAAUUUAAAAGCCAAAAGAUUAUUCCUUUUCCAGAUACAAAAAUGAUGAGAAACCUUUUGUGUGUGAAUGUGAGUGUGUCAGGAAAUGAACUCUGCCUUAUGACUUCUCAUUUGGAGAGCACCAGAGAGCAUGCUAAGGAACGAAUGAAUCAGUUGAAAAUUGUUUUAAAGGCAAUACAGGAGAUUGCAGAGUCAGCUACAGUUAUAUUUGCAGGAGAUACGAAUUUAAGGGAUCAAGAAGUUACCAAAUGUGGUGGUUUACCCAACAACAUUUUGGAUGUGUGGGAGUUUUUGGGCAAACCUAAGCAUUGCCAGUAUACAUGGGAUACACAGAUGAACUCUAAUCUUGGAAUAGCUGUGGCUUGUAAGCUUCGUUUUGAUCGAAUAUUUUUUAGAGCAGCAUCAGAAAGUGGCCACAUUAUUCCCCGAAGCUUGGACCUCCUUGGGUUGGAAAAACUGGACUGUGGUAGAUUUCCGAGUGAUCACUGGGGUCUUCUGUGCACCUUAGAUGUUAUAUUGUGAAAUCUGUUUCAAAUACAAGUUUUGAAUGUUCUGAGCAAUUUUGUUCUGUGUUUUUGCAAAUUAAUUUCUACCUAUCUGGAAAGGUAGCUUAAUAUGGAGGAAUUAAUAAACUGGAUCAUUGUAACAGAAGAAAAAACUACUGUGAUUUUAUUUUGUAGAUUGUGUCCUCAGAUUUCAGAAUGAAACCGUCAUGUGUAUUUAAAGCAUACCUGUGUUCAGAACAUGAGGCCUCUUAGUGAAAGGUCACAGAGGCUGUGAGAGCUUGUAACAGCGCUCAGAGCUGCUGGCUAGAUUCAAGCAGGGCCACAUUGUCUCUGGGCUAGCCUUUAUAUUUGAUUUAUUUUUUAAAUCAGGUACCCAGAUACUUAAUAUUUUAAAUAAGUCUUCAGAAAUUUAAAAAAAAAAUUAAAUUAAAAAAAAAUUUACUGAGCCCUUGGGACUGGAUCUUUUGAUAUUUAAGAAAUCCAAGAUAGAUGAAAAAGCCAUGAUCAUCUGCAUUUAAGUAGAUUGCAGCUCUGUUACAUCAGACUUUAUUUUUGUACAUGAUUGGUAAGCUAUGAAUGAACUCAUUAUUUUAAAUUGCUUCACUUCAAAAAAUUCAUGUCUGAAGUUAUGUCACCAACAGAGGCAGAGUUAGACUUGAUGAUUAAAGUCAGUUUUACAGUGGCAUUGGACUUUUUUUUUUCCAAGAGAAAAAUAAAUGUAUAAAGGGAAAUAGCCUUUUACUUUUGCAACUUGUAAAAUUGAAUUAUUUUACAAAAGGUGAAUAAGGAGCACUCACUUCUACAUGUGCUUUAAGGAAACAUUCUUUUUUCCUAUAAGAGACUGUACUUUAAAUAAAGAAUUAUGCUUGUUUAUA
Messenger RNA from Camelus dromedarius (Arabian camel), 2099 nucleotides. It is a transcript of the gene TDP2, whose product is annotated as tyrosyl-DNA phosphodiesterase 2. Gene Ontology annotation, biological process: double-strand break repair. NCBI's taxonomy places the organism in Eukaryota, Metazoa, Chordata, Mammalia, Artiodactyla, Camelidae. Gene Ontology annotation, cellular component: cytoplasm; PML body. Gene Ontology annotation, molecular function: single-stranded DNA binding; protein binding; 5'-tyrosyl-DNA phosphodiesterase activity. The record is from RefSeq and is a predicted model, not a curated record. The transcript has 7 exons. The coding region runs from base 116 to 1240 and encodes 374 amino acids.